Molecule: messenger RNA, 1716 nt
Organism: Rotaria sp. Silwood1
Lineage: Eukaryota; Metazoa; Rotifera; Eurotatoria; Philodinida; Philodinidae
Source: the annotation of a GenBank genome assembly
AUGUCAAAUUCAACAAGUGAAGAAACAAUUUCUUCAGAUUCUUCAUCAAUAUCUCUUAAUCAAUUAAUGAAUUUUUCUCGAUAUAAUUUAGACAAUGAUCAUAUUGAAUUUGAUUAUCGUAUGGCUGAUACAUUAAGUUCAACAAUUCUACAAUUAUGGUCAUCAUCAAUUGAUUGUGAUCUUGUUUUUCUUGUUUCAAAUCGACGUUAUUAUGCACAUAGUUCUAUUUUAUUGAAUGUUUGUCAUUCACUUAAAAAUUAUUUUAUUAAUAAUAUUAAUUCUUCAAAAAUAAAAUAUACUUGUCAAUUAAAAAUUACAUCAUAUCAUGGUUUAGAACUUUUACUUAUUUAUUUAUAUACAUCAAGACUUAUUUUAAAUAUUAAUACUAUAUCAGAUUUAUUUCUUGCAGCUAGUGAAUUAAAUAUUGAACAUAUUAUUCAACGAUGUAUUCAAAUUAUAAAUGAAUCUAUAGAAAAAAUGUACGAUAAAUCUGAAAAUUUAUCACUUCUAUGGUCAUAUUUUAAAUGUUGUUUAUUAAUACCAACUAUUAAUUAUAUAUUAUAUGAACGAAUUAUUCAAGCAAUAAAAUAUUUUUAUUCUCAAAUAAUAUCUAAUAAAAAUUUUCUUUUAUUAACAUCUCAAAAUCUUAUUCAAUUAUUUGAAUUAUUAUUUCCAAAUAAUAUAUCAUCAACAAUUCUAUAUAAUUCUCUUCUUAAUUGGUCAACAUUUAAAGAUCAAUCACAACGAAAAAUAAUAAUGAAAUAUUUAAUAUUAAAAUAUAUAAAUUAUUCAAAUUUAUCAAAAAAUAAUUCAUGUUUAAUAACAAAUAAAUUUUUUAAUAUGAAUAAAAAAUUAUAUGAACUUAUAAAUUAUCAAAAAAUUAUACUUAAUCGUUUAGAUAAUUCAAUAAUUCAAAAUGAAAAUAAUAAUUCAUCUUAUUGUCUUAUUCCAUAUAAAUCAAUUAAAAUAAAAUCUUCAAAUGAACAAACAUUAUCGAUAACAGAAUCAGAAGAAACAAUAAAUUCUCAAUAUAUAUGGAAUAUUAAUGAUAAAAAAAUAACUACUAUAGCUAUAUGUUGUACAUUAAAAAGAACUCGUCAAGAAAUUAAUCAAGAUUUUCAUCAAGCAUUACAAUUAUUUAAUCAAUUUGAUUCAUUAGAACAAAAAUAUGCUUUUAUACAUAUUGGAAAAUUUCUCUAUGCAAUAGGAGAAUAUAAAACAAGAAUGUUUAAAUUUAAUAUUAUAUCUCAUAUAAUUCAACAUAUUGAUGGGCCGUAUCCUGGUCGAAGUCAAUUUGGUUUAGCAGCAACUAUUGAUUAUAUUAUACUUAUAGGUGGAUUAAUUAAUAAACAAAAAUCAAUUUCAUCAAGUAUUCUAUUUAAUUGUAAACAAGAACAAUGGUAUUCAUUACCUAAUUUACCAUUAAGAUAUGAACAAGGUAUAUUUUUAUCAGGUGUUUGUUUUAUUGAUCAUUGUACAAUAAUUAUUGUCGGAGGUUUAAUUAUGACUAGUCAAGGACCUAUUGCUAUGAGAAAAUGUUUUCGUUUGAAUUUAAAUAAAAAAAAAUGGUUAUCAAUAUCAUCAUGUAAUGAAGCACGAGGACAACCAAUUGUUACUUAUUAUUCAGAUAUGAUUUAUACUGUUGGUGGAUUACAAUAUAUUUAUGAUAAAUAUAAAAUAAUGACUAAUAUUAAUGUUAUUUCAAUUGAACAGUAA